AUGGCGCCUACAGGAGACGCUAUGGGCGAGACCGUCGCUGCGGCCGGUCUCCAUGCUGAGAUGAUCGACGAGAAGCGAGCCUCUAUGGCUGCUGAGAGGAGAUCCUCUGUAGUCACCAACCCCAAUGCGCCUGCUACCGUCUCUGGUGGUGUUACCCCCGAUGGACAGUUUCCCACCCCUGAGGAGAUGGCAAGCUUGAGGCGAAUUUCCAACAAGAUUCCCUUGAAGCUCUUCAGUAUUGCUUUCAUUGAGCUUUGCGAACGAUUCUCCUACUAUGGAUGUACCGUCGUGUUCACCAACUUCAUCCAGCAGCCUCUCCCUCCUGGCUCUGUUACUGGUGCCGACGAUGAGCAGCCUGGUGCCCUCGGAAUGGGUCAGCGAGCCUCGACCGGUAUCACCACAUUCAACCAGUUCUGGCAGUACCUGAUGCCCCUGUUCGGAGCCUACGUCGCCGAUCAGUACUGGGGCCGUUACAGGACCAUCAGCUACGCUCUGGUUAUCGACAUCAUCGGUCAUAUUAUUCUCAUUGUCUCUGCCGUUCCCGGUGUUAUCCAAAGCGACGGUGCCCUCGGUGCCAUGAUCAUUGCUAUCAUCGUUAUUGGUUUCGGUACUGGUGGUUUCAAACCCAACGUCAACCCUCUUAUCGUCGAACAACUUGGUGAACAGUACAUGCACGUCAAGACUCUCAAGUCUGGCGAGCGUGUCAUCAUCGACCCUGCUGUUACCAUCGAGCGUGUUUACAUGUGGUUCUACUGGGCUAUCAACGUUGGAGCUUUAGUUGGUCAGGUUACCAUGGUCUUCGCUGAGAAGUACGUUGGUUUCUGGCUCUCUUACACCCUCCCAACCUUUAUGCUUUGCCUGUGCCCUAUCAUUAUGUGGUUGAACCGCAAGAACUACGAGCAGCGAGCUCCUGGUGGUUCCGUCUUGGGACCUGCCAUGAAGACCUUCUUCCUUGCUCAGAAGGGCCGCUGGAGUAUCAACCCUUUCCAGACCUGGAAGAACAUGCACACUGGUGAUUUCUGGGAGUCAGUCAAGCCCUCUAAGUUCACCAGCGAGACACGCCCUAAGUGGAUGACUUUCGACGAUGCCUGGGUCGACGAACUUCGACGUGGAUUCAACGCCUGUGCUGUAUUCUGCUGGUACCCUAUCUUCUGGCUUUGCUACAAUCAGAUCAACAACAACCUGAUCUCUCAGGCCGCCCUCAUGGAGCGUCACGGUGUCCCUAACGAUAUUCUGUCCAACCUGAACCCUUUUGCUCUCUUGAUCUUUAUUCCUCUCAACGAUCGUCUGAUCUACCCUGCUCUCCGAAAGGCUGGUAUUCGCUUCACUCCCAUCAAGAAGAUUACUGCCGGUUUCUUCACUGGCGCAGCCGCAAUGAUCUGGGCUGCUAUCGUCCAGCACUACAUCUACCAGAAGUCUGAGUGUGGCAUGUAUGCAUCCGGCGAAGAUUGCACUACUGCUCCUAUCAAUGUUUGGGCUCAGACCGGUGCCUACGUUCUUAUCGCUCUGUCCGAAGUGUUCGCCUCCAUCACUUCUCUCGAGUAUGCCUUCUCCAAGGCGCCCAAGAACAUGCGUUCCAUGGUCCAGGCCGUUGCUCUCUUCAUGACUGCUUUCUCAGCUGCUCUCGGACAGGCCCUCGUUGGUCUUGCUGCUGAUCCUCUUCUUGUCUGGAACUACGGUGUUGUCGCCAUCCUCGCUGUCAUUGCUGGUACUUGCUUCUGGUUCCAGUUCAAGGAUUUGGAUAUCCACGAAGAUGAGCUUAACGCUCUUCCUGAGGGUCAAGCUGGUAACAAGGCUGACGUUGAGGCUCCCUUGGAGGAGAAGAAGCGAGUUGAUGAAUAA
Messenger RNA from Fusarium coffeatum, 1842 nucleotides. RefSeq lists its product as uncharacterized. Lineage: Eukaryota; Fungi; Ascomycota; Sordariomycetes; Hypocreales; Nectriaceae. Gene Ontology annotation, biological process: oligopeptide transport; transmembrane transport. Gene Ontology annotation, cellular component: membrane. The transcript has 3 exons. The record is from RefSeq and is a predicted model, not a curated record. Bases 1 to 1842 code for a protein of 613 amino acids. Gene Ontology annotation, molecular function: dipeptide transmembrane transporter activity.